GUACAGAUUUGGAGACUAGAUUUGACGAACACUUUCGAAGAUUAUCCAUUCGUAUAUCGGACGGUAAUUCGCACUGGGCGCAGAGCCAAUAUCUUCAAUACCGCUAUGCCUAUUCUAAUUGAAUGUGAGCAGCUAUCUCUGCUUCCUCCUCAUUCAAAUUCUUAUCCUAGCUGUGACAGUGCGACAGUAUCCGGGGACAGACACGUUCGCGUAUUCGAUGACGGCGAAGACUAUGAAACUUCUGCUCUUGGACAAGAAAUUGGGCAGGAGUAUUGUCUAAGUACUUUGAGAAGUCACGAAGACCGAGUCAAGCGAAUAGCUACGGAAGAGAGUCCUGACCGAUUCCUUACGGUCUCGGAGGUAAGUGCACAUCCUCUGUUCCCCUCAACGUAA
This is a messenger RNA of Lentinula edodes (shiitake mushroom), 393 nucleotides long. RefSeq lists its product as uncharacterized. The annotation marks the transcript as partial. NCBI's taxonomy places the organism in Eukaryota, Fungi, Basidiomycota, Agaricomycetes, Agaricales, Omphalotaceae. The record is from RefSeq and is a predicted model, not a curated record. The transcript has a single exon.